Molecule: messenger RNA, 1645 nt
Organism: Solea senegalensis (Senegalese sole)
Lineage: Eukaryota; Metazoa; Chordata; Actinopteri; Pleuronectiformes; Soleidae
Gene: rmi2
Product: RecQ mediated genome instability 2
Exons: 2
Coding region: 115-555 (146 amino acids)
Biological process (GO): DNA repair; negative regulation of double-strand break repair via homologous recombination; maintenance of rDNA
Cellular component (GO): nuclear speck; cytosol
Source: RefSeq, a predicted model, not a curated record
ACAUCCGGAGUAAUUCUCCCACUUCUUCCGGGUAAACAAACGCCAGGCGGAGACGCGGGUAAUGCAAACUUUUCCUGCGCGUGAACCACCGUGUAAACACGGUAAAAGACUGUCAUGUAUCAACUGGAUAAAACGACCGUAGCGAAGAAACGCUCUCCGCCCGUGAAAGUGCUCUCCUCCCAGCUAAGGACGGCACAGAACCAGGGAGCAGCCGGCAGCGGGGAUUGCUGGGUGAUCAGACCGGGCAGAGGUCGCUCUCUCCCGGUGUCACUGGUGUGGAUGCAGGGCACCGUAAUGGAGGCGCCGCUGGACACGAACACCGUUCUGCUCAUGGACGAGACGGGGACGUUUGCUGUCCAGGGCGUUAACAACGUCCCUAAAGGGAAACCAUGUUUGUCCCAAGGCAAGUACGUGAUGGUGAUGGGUGUCAUCCAGGCCGUCUCUCCGGAGCCAGUCAUCCGAGCCGUGAAGAUGGCAGAUCUGUCGGCGCUCGCCGCGCUUCACAGGCGGAUGUGGAAGCUAGAGGUGGAGGAGCUGCAGCAGGUACUGACCUGACAGCAGGGACACUUUGCACAAGUCGUUGUUGUCACAUAAACUCCCUCAUUGGACUGAGGAGAAGAUGCCGGGUUCAUCUGGGAGGCUUUAGAUUAUAGGCUUUUAUUUUGAAGGUGAAACAUGGGACAGAACUUACGCUGAAUCAGUGCAUAUCCCGGUUUGCUGUUAAAAUGAAUCUGAUUAAGAUGAAAACAUCAAAAAACCUCAUGUAUUAAUUUGAUUAUCACUUAUUCCUCUGUAUGACUAUUCAGGUUGAGGUCUGUUUACAUGGUAGAGUUUUAUUCAGGCUAUUGUUUCAAUCUGGUUAAUAUUGGAAUAUUAUCGUACAUGUGAACAGCUCCAGUAGUUCCUGUCAGGCAGAAAAAAAUGGAACCAAAACCUUAUAAAGGACCAAUGGGAACACAAGAUUUAAAGGUACAGUGUGUAAAAAUUGCCAAUAUUUAUUGGUGGAGAUGCACAUUUUAGCCUCUGUUUGCACCAAAACUCAAAAUAUGUUUAGUUUCUCCAGUGAGGGCUAUUGUAAUAACAAGGUGUUCCAAAAUAGUGACCUCGGUUGAGCUGACCCUGCUUCUAAUACAAAACGUAAAGGCUCAUUUUGAAUGUAAACCUUUAAAAAUGUUUUAUUUCAUUAUUUAUCUUCAAUUUCUGCCAAAUUCAAAAGAAUAAAUUCACCCUGAAUUUUUCACUCUGGACCUUUUAUAACGGUGUGGCUGGGAGGAGAAAGUCAUUGGGAAAUCAAAAGAUAUUUAUGGAAACCUUAACUAAUAAUGUCUGUUUUAUCUUUAUGAUAUGUUAAUUCUGCAGGAAAUGUAACAGGUCGGGUGCUUCCAAAAGUAUUUUUAGAUUCAGAAAUAAAACUUAUUAAUGAAAUAAUGUAAGCUACAUUUACAUUGACAAAUUGGGAUUAAAAUUGCAUCUUGACUGCUGUAAAUAAAUAAAUGUAAAUAAAUUAUCCAAGUUCAUUCACCCUAAUACUGUACGUAACGGGCCAGUGUGUAACAUUUAGGAUUAAAGGACAUAAUUUAUAUCUGCUUCCCAUUAAUGUUUAUAUAUAUGUAAUGGCAUUAAAAUAAAAUGUUUUUUCAUAGAA